AUGAAUCGAAGCAGAAGAACUCGAAGAAGCAGAUCGGAGUCGGAAGAACAGGCUGCAGCUGGAGCUGAAGUUGAGGCAGUCUCUGUUGAAGCAGAAGCUGAAGCUAUUGCUCCAACUGGAACUGAUGCUCCAGCUGGAACUGACGACGCCCCAGCUGUCUCGUGGGACUCCUUUCUAGAACGCACCACCGCCAACCAGUUGAACAAGUUGAUGCCCAUUCCGCUCGAUUUCGUGCCCUUCCAAGACCUCAUCCAGUCCUGGUACUACCAGUACAGCGUAAUGUGGCUCAGCAACGUGUGUUCCGGGUACUGGACGCAGGGCUUCACCAGCGGCAAGCCAUGGUUCACCGAAAUUACCUUUGACGAACGUCUAAUGCUACUGGACUACCAGGCAGGCUGGAGUUUACACGAAGAAGAGACAGCAUCUGCAGCAGCAGAAGCGGCAGAAGAAGAAGGAGGAGAAGACGAAGGAGGAGAAACUGGCUCCACCAAUUUGUUCAGAGCCAUAUUGCUCAGGCUGCUGAGGUCGCUCGAGCAGGACAAAACGGUCCGGUUGGAACACUGGGACGAGAUCGUCAAGUACCACAUCUUCAACUCGAAACAACGCGCUUCCCUGCUGUGGUAUACAGAAGACGUCAAUUGCAAGUUCAGCGAGUUGAACGUCGUGCAACAAUUCGAAAUCAUCUUCCAUGUGAUCAAACUCGUCGAAAGGAAGAACAUCGGAUUCAGAAACUACUUGCAAAACCAUCUAGACAACUUCCAGUUCCCCGAGAUCUGGGAAAACGAUACAACGUCGUUGGUCGUGCUUCCCACGGGCAAAAUCAUCAGGAAACAGGUAUCCAUGAGUGAGUCCACGUCGUCGUCGUCAAAGCAAGGGCCCUCGAUACCGAUCAAGUUGCAGAACUGCGUCGUGGUGGAGCAAACAGAAACCACGAUCGACGUGAUCCAUUUGGACUACUCGGAUGAGAUAGACGCGUACUUGGGCGACGUCAAGAUCGAGUACGAGACGUUGGCACACGAUUAUAGAAGUUUCGUCGAGUAUCUCGAGACAUUGGACGACGAGGACUUCCAAGAGUUUUUCCAAGGGUUGAUCGAAUACCACGCCGAGGCAGAAGUGUACGGCCGCAAGCUGUAUGCCAACAGGCUCAAGCAGCAGUCGCUACAGGCGCUCAUGGUGAGGAGAAAACGGUCGUCGCGGUUGGUUGCGCGCGAGGAAGAGCACCAGAAGAAGGAGUUGGAAACGAAGUGGUACGACAAGCUCGAGCGCAGAGAACAGUUCCUCCGUCACCGCAACAGAGUGCUCACCAGACGCACCAAGAAACUAAAGGACUACUUGUGGUCGCUACUAUGGGAGAAGUUUGAGAAGGACUUUACGCAGGAGAAGCUGAGGAGGAGGAACAACAACAACAACAACAACGGUGGGGCCGGAGCUGAACCCGAGCCGUCGCAGCUGCAAAUCGAAGAGAUCGACGCGCACGUGAUCGAGUUUGGCAGGAACUUCAAGCAAUGGAUCGUGCCCAUCGACGAGGACGCGUACGCAUACAAAGACGACGAGAUCGACACGCUGGAACUCCCGGUAGAGUUGUGCAUAACGCAGCAAGAUUUAGACAACCUCGAAAAGUUUGGCAUUCCCACAAAGCAGUACAAAGUGGACUCGCAAAACUGGUACCUCGAUUGCAAGAGCGGGAAGCACGGCAUCAACGAUUUCAAGAAGGUGAAGGACCACAAGAUUGUGUGCUGCGAAAAGACGCUGAGAUGGGAAUUGUGGGAGGAACAGGACCCCAAAGUGAUAGAAAUUCUUUCGCACGGACACGACCAUUUGCUAACGCCCAGGGAAUUGGGCGCUGUGACCAUGUACGACGAGAACUUGCGGAGAAGGUCGUCGAGACGCGACGAGUCAGCUAGUGACAAGGUAUCGCAUGUGGAAAACAGGCCUACAGACAGAAAACCGUUUGACGUUACAGAGCCGUUCCUCAGCGCUAGGACCUUGCACCAGAUGGAACAAGAGCUAAGGAACAACUUUGCAGCCGAGGUGGCUCUAAUUAGGACGGCCGAAAAGAAGAAGGCUGAAGAGAAAGAGAAGCGUAAGAGGAUUAAAGAAGAGAAAAAGAGACAAGCUCAGGCCAAGCAGAACGUGAUUGUACAGACUGUGCCUCAGACCGUGCCUCAGGUUUCGACUCAGACUGCGCCUCAGGUGUCGGCUCAGACUGUGCCCCAGACUGUGCCUCAAAACGCGCCUCCAACCACGUCGCCACAGUGA
Kluyveromyces marxianus DMKU3-1042 is the source of this 2259-nucleotide messenger RNA. It is a transcript of the gene IOC2, whose product is annotated as Ioc2p. Bases 1 to 2259 code for a protein of 752 amino acids. NCBI's taxonomy places the organism in Eukaryota, Fungi, Ascomycota, Saccharomycetes, Saccharomycetales, Saccharomycetaceae. The transcript has a single exon. The record is from RefSeq and is a predicted model, not a curated record.